AUGAAGUCAGCUAUUAGCCUGAGCUUGCUGGGAAGCGCGCUCGCACUAUCGAACGAGAAACUCGGCUUUGUUGCGCAACAGCCUCUCAUACAAGACGCAUGCCCAUCAAAUCACCUGCUCGACAACGGCAAAUGCCUACCGUUAGCAUACGGCAACUCGCCAGCAUCAGUAGCAUUCCAGUCCAACACCACCGACCCCUCGCAUCACACAAACUCCCUAGAAGACGCCCGCACGUUAGCUUCCCAAACAGAAAACUUCCCCUGGACAUUCUGGCCAGAAUGUUUCACCAACGAAAAAGUCGCAGAGCCCUACUGCGUCUUCAGCAAACAAGACUUCGCAUCGGGGAGAGGCAUCUUCAUCGUCACCGCACGUACCUUCGCCUACGCCAUGCUGCAACACGACGCAUUCAAGCGCCCAGAAACGCUCGAGCGCAUCAACCGUUACGAGAACCCACCAUUCUACCAGCAUGAAUUUCCUGGAAAAGGAAGAGGCCUGGUCGCCAACAAGACCCUUCAGCGAGGCGACGAGAUUUUCGCUUCUACGCCUAUCCUCAUCACAGACCCCGAUCUAUACGACCUACCCGAAUCCGAGCGCCUUGCGCUGCUGCAUCGCGGUAUUGACACGCUUCCAAAGUCAACACAGUCUUUGUUCUGGGAGCUCAUGGGCCACACGCCCGACGCCGACGCGAUAGAUGAUCGCAUCACGACUAAUAACUUCGAAGUCGCCAUCGAUGGCAUUGCGCAAUCCGCGCUUUUCCCUGAAAUCGCCAUGCUGAACCACGACUGCCGACCAAAUGCCGCGUAUUUCUUCGAUGAAAAGACGCUGACGCACUACGUCCACGCCAUCCGACCCAUCUACCCCGGCGAGGAAAUCACAAUAACAUACAUCAACAACGAGCUACCGCGCGCACGGCGCAUGCGCGGGCUGGAAAAGAACUGGGGCUUCAAGUGUUCUUGCUCCACAUGCACUGCCCAUGCUUCUUUGGUGACAGAAUCGGAUUCGAGGCUGGAACAGAUUGCGGCUAUCCAGCAGGACGUUCUCAGUGACUGGACGGAAUCUUCUGCCGCCACACCAGCAACGGCAGAGCUUCUCAUCAGCUUGUACCAGCAAGAGCGUCUCGAUGCUAGUCUCGCAACGGCGUAUCAGCAUGCCGCGGAGACAUGUAGUAGUUUUGGGAUGAAGUGGGAGGCGGUGCGGUAUGCACGGUUGAGUGUAGAGAUGAGCAUGCUAGACAAAGGCUGGAACGACAAGGAUACCGCGGUGAUGCAGAAAAUGGUUGCCGACCCGGCAAUGACAUGGAGUUGGAAGAAGAGGGUCGCAGCAAAGAGCGGAUGUAGCUGUGGAAAUUCUCAUUGA
Alternaria conjuncta is the source of this 1356-nucleotide messenger RNA. RefSeq lists its product as uncharacterized. NCBI's taxonomy places the organism in Eukaryota, Fungi, Ascomycota, Dothideomycetes, Pleosporales, Pleosporaceae. The coding region runs from base 1 to 1356 and encodes 451 amino acids. Gene Ontology annotation, molecular function: protein binding. The transcript has a single exon. The record is from RefSeq and is a predicted model, not a curated record.